Molecule: messenger RNA, 1653 nt
Organism: Penicillium taxi
Lineage: Eukaryota; Fungi; Ascomycota; Eurotiomycetes; Eurotiales; Aspergillaceae
Gene: nimT
Product: putative tyrosine protein phosphatase MIH1
Exons: 4
Coding region: 1-1653 (550 amino acids)
Biological process (GO): protein dephosphorylation; positive regulation of G2/MI transition of meiotic cell cycle; G2/M transition of mitotic cell cycle
Cellular component (GO): cytoplasm; nucleus
Molecular function (GO): protein tyrosine phosphatase activity
Source: RefSeq, a predicted model, not a curated record
AUGGAACACUCGUCCCCUCUCGCUGCCAUGCAGCCUAGUCCAGCUUUCUUUGGUGGUUGCUUUCGUGACCCAGCCCCACCGUACUCGUCGCUGUCCACCCUCAGCGCCAAUAGUUUCAACUUCAAGGACAUUUCAAUGAAGAAGUCCGGCUCCGAUUACUUUAACAUGGGCCCCCUGCGCGGCUCGUCGCCCACCGCCAGCUUGGCCGCCGACCUAUCGCAGAACUUUCACAUCGACCAGAGUCCUCAAUUGGCCACCCCACGCCGGUCUUUGUUCACGUCUAAUAUGCUGAGCCGUGCCAAUGGCUAUGACGAUGUCAUGACCACACCCCCUCUUCCUACCUCUUCUCCUGCUCCGAUGGAUAUGAUGGACCUGAGCCCUCUACCACACAAGCCGGCCUUCGUACUCACCACCGACGUCGAAGUACUUUCCCCCACUCCCGUCGGUAGCCCUAAUGCCUCACGUAACAUCAUGGAUGAGCCCAGUCCUUUCCAAGAUUCGUCAAUGGACUCUGCUUUGGGUUUCGGAGAACGCCGUCGUCCUCACUUCCUCCGUCCUAGCCUUGCUCGCAGCAAGGCCCAAUCUUUCCAGCUUGGCAUUCCCCGUCCUGCAGCUGAGAGUAAGACCCCACCAUUCCGUUUCAGUUCUACUUCUACUUCUACUGGAGCGAAGACAUCGCUGAGCACAUCGACCUCGCUGGAGGACAUGUUUGGUGACUCUCCUCCUCAAGAGCGAUCCCACUCACGUAACACCUCCUCGGGCGGUCUGGCUCCUCCGCGUUUGCGACCUCCCUUUCAUCACGCCCGUACCAGUGGCUCCCCGGCUCCCAGCUCUAUUCGCAAACCAUCUCACCCAUUGAUGCGCCCUCGCAAGCACUGCCGACGAUCAUUGAGCAUGUUUGAACACCCUGAGGACAUCAUUGCCGACAAAGAGGCCAAGGUCACAAAAUCACCACUCCAGUCUAUCAGUGACUAUCAAAGCUCGCCGUCCUUGCAGCUUCCUCACUUUACACCUGAGGAUCAGUCGGAUUCCCUUCCCCGCAUUAACAAGAGCACUCUCCUUCAGGUUCUCGAUGGAAAGUUUAAGGAUCAAUUUGACCAAGUCAUGAUCGUUGACUGCCGUUUCGAGUACGAGUAUUCGGGCGGCCACAUCAAUGGUGCCCUCAACUUCAAUAACAAGGAACAGCUCGCUAUUGAACUCUUCAACGCUCCCAAGUCCCGUACCGCGUUGAUUCUUCACUGCGAGUAUUCUGCACACCGCGCCCCUAUCAUGGCUGCUCACAUCCGUCAGCAUGACCGUGCCUUCAAUAUCGAUAGCUACCCCAACCUCACCUACCCAGACAUGUACAUUCUGGAUGGUGGGUAUAGCGCCUUCUAUAACGAACAUCGCACGCUCUGCUAUCCCCAAAAUUAUGUUGAGAUGAAGACUGAGGGACACGAGUUCGCAUGUGAACGUGGCUUGGGUAAAGUUAAGCAGCGCUCGAAGUUGAGCCGUGCCCAGACAUUCGCUUUUGGCCAGAGCUCUCCAGAGGUUGAGGACAGCCCCACGGGUCGUUGUCGCUUUAACCAGGACAAUACAGUCCUCGGCUCAUCUCCUUUCAAGCAAAGUCCCGUCCCGAAUCGGACCCCCGGACGCCGCAUGCUUUCUUACUAA